AUGCCAACACCUCCCGCACCAAGGAACGAGCGUCCCGAGCCCAGUCAGCCUCGACCCUCAGUCAUAGGGAUGCCUUAUAUGCGCGUACCUGGGAUGACUUGUCAGGAGCGACGCAGCGUGGAGGCCAUGGCCCGAGAUCUGCAUGACGCCCGUAGUAGGAUUGCUUAUCAUCAUCACAGCAUUGCUGACAUGUCAGAGGUGGUGGAUGCGGUGUGUGGUAAUGCAUACUCCGCCCGGAGGACGGCAACCAGAGCUAUGAUUACUAGUACUAUCGCUGGAGGGCUAGCAUUGAUUCUGGCAGUGGCAGUUGUCUUGGUGAUUGUGUUUUGGGGUUGA
Messenger RNA from Lactuca virosa, 336 nucleotides. The record is from the annotation of a GenBank genome assembly. Lineage: Eukaryota; Viridiplantae; Streptophyta; Magnoliopsida; Asterales; Asteraceae.